CUCAACCCUAUUUCUCCGUCUUCUUCCUCCACAAUACCUCACAUCUUAGCUGCUAGAACUCAUCUCCGUGAGGCCAUGCCUAGAAACAGUUCUGGCGUUAUCACUAUCCCUCUAAAGCUACUGGUGGAGAUAUUCGAGAAACUUCCUACCAAAUCCCUAGCGAGAUUUCGAUGUGUCUCGCAUCAGUGGGAAAGUAUUAUCAAUAACUCCAUAGUCAUCGACUCGAUCGUGACACGGCGAUUGAUUCAACCACCCCGCCGUGAUCCCCACUUCUUCUUCGAGACGUGUCGGUAUCAACCACAGCAUGAUCAUCCACCUUUUACCAUCUUAUCGUAUCAUCAAGUCACAGACGAAGAACAACACUAUCACGAGGAGAUCAUUGGCGAAGGCUAUCUGAUAGGCUUUCAAUACGUACGUGGCUUGAUAGGGUUUUGGUGUUCAGAUAAUCUUCAGUACUUCAGAAUACACAACCCUACAACAAGGCAAUCUCUUUUCAUACCCAAUAUUAAACGUUUACCGGGAAGCUUGUUUUACUUAUUCGGGUACGACCCUUUCAAGAACCAAUACAAAGUAUUGUGUCUAACACAUAACCUACAGGAACAGUCUCUGUCUUGUACUGUUUUCGUAUUGGGAGAUGUCUCAAAAGAGUGGCGGGAGAUCCAAUGCAGCAUUGGAUUUCACUUCCUUUUCAACCAACAAGUUUGCAUCAACGGGGCAAUCUAUUACAAGGCAAGGGACGCAGACGGGACUCAUGUUUUGGCGAGUUUCGAUGUUAGGCAUGAGACAUUUAAUCAUGUUCAGACUCCAGAAAAUCUGCUGGCUCAUUAUAACCAUGACGUUUCGUCUUUUGUGAACUAUCAUGGGAAGUUAGGAUGCAUAUGUCCAAGCAGCUUCGUCUGGAACGAAAUGGACAUGUGGGUUAUGCAUGACGCUGAGAAACAAGAGUGGUCGAAGAUUGAUACAUUCGUAGACAUGUUUCAAGGUUUACCAAGUUCGGAUAUCAGAUUUGCGGGUGUCACUAAUCCUGGAGGCGAAAUCGUUAUGGUCCAUAAAGAUUAUCCCAGUGAGUUGGCACUAAACGUUUAUUAUUAUGAUACGAAACAAAAUGGUCUUAGGAGAUCUGAAAUUCAAACUACAAGGCCUAGUGAAACUACCAGGCCUAGUGAUCAAGUUACAGUCAGGGCUGUGACGGAUCAUGUUGAGAACAUCAUGAGUUUUGGAAUACUAGAUACUAUGCGACGUCUUUCAUUAUUAUGAUUAUUUUCACAAUUUAUAUGUGCCAUGUCUCGUGUUGUUAGACUCUGGAGGAUAAUAACUAAGAAGUAAUCAUCAAGAACGUUAACAUCAGCUGGAAGGGAAGUUAUUUGUUCGUUUUGUUAAUUGCUUCAGUGACCAUACUGCAUUUCGUUUUUUUUUUUAAUUAUUAUGGUAAUUUCUUUUUAUCUAGUUUCAUAUGACUCUUGUAAUCUGAU
Messenger RNA from Raphanus sativus (radish), 1472 nucleotides. RefSeq names its product putative F-box protein At1g32420. The transcript has a single exon. Lineage: Eukaryota; Viridiplantae; Streptophyta; Magnoliopsida; Brassicales; Brassicaceae. Bases 76 to 1257 code for a protein of 393 amino acids. The record is from RefSeq and is a predicted model, not a curated record. Gene Ontology annotation, molecular function: protein binding.